GUCACUUCCUUCUUUUACAAAGGGCAGCAGGAUAAAGGAUACGAUGUACAAUUACUGAAAAUAGGAAAAGAAAGUGAGAGAAAGCACAGCCAAUGGACCUGCACCAUUUGACUGAUGCCUUAACGAAUCAGUGGGGUUUUCCAAAGAAGCUACAGCAGCUCACUGACGGUACCGACUGCCAAACGAGACAUGACAUGUAGCCAUGAACUGUAAAAGGACGUAAGAACAGCCUGUGGCAGAUUUUAACCAACGCUGUCACUGUCAGACAUGCAUGGCUUUCUCCUCGGGGCCGUCAUCGUCUGUGUUCUUCCUCAUGGUUUUACCACUGAAGACUGCAUCAAGGCUGUUUUGGCAAAACGAGACACUGUUUUUGUGCCAGAAGGUGGCAGUCUGUCACUGUCCUGUGACAUUCAGAACUGUGGAGAGGCUUGGACGGGGAACUGGGUGCAGACAUAUUCGGGCAAAUCAGACCAAACAUUAAUUGAUAACUCAGAUCGACACCGUGUGACCAAUGUGACGCUUUCAGCAAAUACCACACGCCUGCUGUUGGACUUCCUGAGCGUCAACAAAUCCGAUGAAGGUUUCUACAGAUGCUCGGUGCAAUGGGAUCAAGGCGGGACGGGCCAGGGACAUUUCGUAUACGUGAACGUCACUGCAGCUGUAACUAAGCGGAUGUUUUGGCACAGGGCUUUGGUCUGGAGCGGCGCUUGCGUUUGUUCUUUUAUCAUUCUAAUAUUGGCUCGCUGCCUGAGGUCAGAGGUCAGGCCUCAGCCGCUUCCCAGGCCACGGAUCAUAUAUCACAGAGACCAACCACACGCACCUGCGAAUCCUCAACCUCCAGUACCAAAGAAACGCACAAAACUCUCUUACAAAGCUCCAGCCCGUUCUGAGCAGAGGACUGAGGUGGUGUAUGCAGACAUCUCCCAAGAUGCAUUGAGGCAGCAACAGGAAGCCGUCAGAGAGCCGGCCUCCUCCACCGUGUACUCAUCUGUCAAAUUUUCCUGACUAGAGGCAAAACACAUGCGCUGAGGAUCAGUGUUGCUCUUCACUUGCAGGACUGCAUACAUUUUGAAGACUAGUUCACUAUUGCAUCUCAGUUUAGGUCAAGAUUUUGUAUUUGUGCAUCAUGGAACAAUCACUGAAGCGGAGGAUAUAACACAAUCCACCAAAUCUCGUCUUUUCCUCUAUUUGUAUAAACUGAUGCGAAGCAACCAAAAGGUCCCAGAGUGUAACCUACAAGCAGAGCUGAUAAUGAGAAAAUGCUGGAGCAUGGAUCCUCCCUGAGGUGCUGAAGGGCAAACCACUGAGCUUUGAGCUCCAGUGUCACCAAUGUUUAGGCUUUUACUAUUUUAAGAAAUAUGUGCAAACGAUAUUGUUGUGUUUCUUGUGUUAUUAUCAAUUAAAGUCCAGACUAUUUAUUACUUCUAAGAUCAGGCUUAAAACCUUCCUUUUUGAUAAAGCUUAUAGGUAGAAAUGCUUCAGGUCACUGACAAUGAUUUCUAGUCAAAGCAUCUCUUAGAUAAGCUGCAAUAGACAGACUGCUGGAGGACUUAAUUUAAACACCAAGCUCCUAUGUUUUUCUUCUACCCAAUAACCUCCCAUCAUUAUAAUAUGCUUUACUAACCUUGUCGAUUCCACUCCAGUGCUGUAGCUGUGCUGUUCCUUCAUUCUGUCCUCACCUACAGGUGUCAUCAGACUCAGAGUCUUGUAAUAAUUACAAUUAAAGGCUGCUGUAUGUGGAAUUGGUGGGUUUAGUUGUGUAAGGUCUUACCUUGUAAAGUGCUUUAUGAUAACUAUAUUGUAAAUUGGUGGUUAUACAAAUAAAAUCGAAUUGAAUUUUGAA
Betta splendens (Siamese fighting fish) is the source of this 1843-nucleotide messenger RNA. RefSeq lists its product as uncharacterized. Gene Ontology annotation, molecular function: signaling receptor activity. The transcript is spliced from 5 exons. The coding region runs from base 268 to 1005 and encodes 245 amino acids. Gene Ontology annotation, biological process: immune response-regulating cell surface receptor signaling pathway. Gene Ontology annotation, cellular component: plasma membrane. Lineage: Eukaryota; Metazoa; Chordata; Actinopteri; Anabantiformes; Osphronemidae. The record is from RefSeq and is a predicted model, not a curated record.